AUGGCAGCGGCAGCGGCUCUCCAGCAGGAACUGAAAUGCUGCAUCUGCCUCAACAUCUACUCCGAGCCCACCACCUUGCCCUGCGGACACACGUUCUGCAAGCAGUGCAUCCAGAAGACCUUUCAGACCAGCGAUCAGCGGUCCUGUCCGGAGUGCAGGCGCCGGUUGCCUCCACAAAUGGAGCUCAACAGGAACACCAAGAUGUGCAGCCUCAUAGAGCACCUGACCUCCGCCAAAUCGAAGUCGGCAAAGGACCAAGGCGGGUGCUCCUACUGCGAGGAGACCGCCGAAAAGCUGUGCCUGGACUGCGAGACGCCGCUCUGCGGUGACCACCUCAAGAAGCACAAAGACUCUGCUGGGCAUGUUCUCAUUGACCUGAGCACCAAAGUCCAGAGCAGGAAGUGCGCCACUCACAAGGAAGUCCUUAAGUACUACUGUACGGAGGAGGGCGUCAACGUCUGCGCCUCCUGCGGUCUCAUCGGGGACCACAAGCAACACAAACUCGAGAGGCUUUGCGACCUCGCCGAGAAGGAAAAGUCUGCCCUGGAGCCGCUAGAAGAUCUUCUGACCAAGAAGAGGUCUGAAACAGAGGAGAAGGUCGCCCUCGUCAAGAGCCACAAGGAAAAGGUGGCUCAAAAGAGCCACAACGAAGCGGUCCGAAACUUGGUGAUCGGGGUGAUUGGGGACUUGAAGAAGGAGUUGGAAUCCGUGGAGCAUCAGAUCCUGAGCCAAAUCACCACGCAGGAGGACCAGGUGCUCACCCAGGUGUCUCAAGUGGUGAAAACAUUGGAAGGUCAAAUAUCGGAAAUCAACGACCAGAUCAGAGAAAUCCAGAACCUGCGCGGCACCUCCGACCCGCUGAACGUCCUGGAGAGGAAAGCUUCCGAGGCCGGUAAAGCCAAAACUCUAAUCAACGCCGAAAACGACUUUUACGUCAAAAAGACGGACGUUGGGAUGGACUUGGUCCUGAUGCAGUCCUCCAUCCACCGGUUCACAAAGAGAAUCCCGUUCCUGCUGAAGACCCGCGGGUUUUAUACCGAAGAUGCCACCUGCAGGCUGCUUCCCUUCAGCCAGAUCGCCAAAAACGUUCCUCCGUUCCUAAUACUGACCCUGGAAGGUCAGAGCGGUGACGGCCCCCGGUCCGCAUUCAGCGCCUCCACCUUGUCCUCCGGCCAGUACUACUGGGAGGUGGAGACCAGCGACAAGCCUCUCUGGGCUGUUGGAGUGUCCUAUCGGAACGAGGACUAUGAAGCCUUGGGGUUCAACGCCGACUCCUGGUGCUUGAAGCUGACCGAUGACAAGCAAUACAGAGCUGUGCACGACAGCCACGAAGUGAUUGUGGCAACCGGCGCCCCCGUCAAAGCUCUGGGUGUGUACAUGGAGUACGAGCCGGGGAUCUUGUCCUUCUACCAGGUGUCCAACAACGGUGCCAGGUACCUGUGCUCCAUGCAUGCCAAGUUCACCCAACCCCUGCACAUGGUCAUGUAUGUGGAGCACGGCGGCUGGUUAAGAAUAAGGAAGUGA
Nanorana parkeri is the source of this 1524-nucleotide messenger RNA. Its product is annotated as E3 ubiquitin-protein ligase TRIM11-like. Lineage: Eukaryota; Metazoa; Chordata; Amphibia; Anura; Dicroglossidae. Gene Ontology annotation, molecular function: zinc ion binding; protein binding. The coding region runs from base 1 to 1524 and encodes 507 amino acids. The transcript has a single exon. The record is from RefSeq and is a predicted model, not a curated record.